This is a messenger RNA of Symbiodinium natans, 3975 nucleotides long. NCBI's taxonomy places the organism in Eukaryota, Dinophyceae, Suessiales, Symbiodiniaceae. The record is from the annotation of a GenBank genome assembly.
AUGACAGGGGCUCAAGUGCCCGAGAUGGGGGCAUUUGCUGAAGGUUUGCAGAUGGGAUCGUGGACAUGUUUGUGCGUCAGACGCUGGUCUCCUUGUGCGUGCUAUAUUGUGGCUGUGGGCAUGGCCGCCUGGAGCAUGAUGUUACUGCAACUGCACUCCUCAUUCGGUGACGUGUCCAUGGCUGCUGGCACCCUUGAUAUAAUGCAGUCUGCAACGCGCAAUUCCACGACAAUAAUCUAUGUGACAGGCAUCUCGUCUCAUUGCCGACAAAAUCUGAAACUGUACUGCCAGCUUUUGGCAGACGUGUGCCAGAAUCAGCGCUUGAAACGUGAGAACCAGGCAGCCGGGCAGAGAUUUCAUCAUGUAUUCAUCGUGGAACCACAAGCUGCAGAACAAGCUGCAGAUAAAGAUUUGAUUUCGGCUGCAUUCACAUCUUGCUACCAUUUGUACACACUGGAGUUUCGAGAAGAUUUCAGCCAAGCUCUGUUUGAGAGCAGUCACCAGCAUGGCUUCCAGCCUAUUGUUGUCACUAGUUGUCAGCAACAAGGUCCGUUGAUACCCAAGUAUUUUUGGCACACCGGGUGUGAAUUCUGGGCAGAUGCUUACACAUCACCACUGCGACAUGGUGCCCAAUUUGUUGCCAGUCGCGCAACCUGUGAUCAUGACACGUUGGACUUCGGCUUGCCAUGGGCCGUGCACAAAGAUUUCGCGGAACAUGUGAGCAGACGUGCUGCAAAUGUGUCAGACCGUAGAAAGGCUUGGAGGAUCCUAAAGCGCGCGGUGGUGUCAAGAGUGUCAAGUGGCGUUCCCUAUGAGCUUCUCCAUGGAGGCAGCACUGUCAGCGCCAUGAACAGGUCGCACACGGCACGAAGUGAGUGCAGUCAAACGAGUCAAACCUACCCGGAACAUGUCUGGGAGACACUUUUCCAUCCUGGGCCUGGUCGCUUGCCAAGAUUCUAUGCUGCUUUGUCACGGAGGGUAGCCAAGCAAGAAGAUGCUCCACUUGUCACGGCUGGCGAGCGGAUCUUGGUAGUGGUGGCAUUUUAUGAGAAGGACGCAGAGUAUCGUGCGAACAUGCUCCAUUUCAUGCAGGUCUGUGUGAUUCCUGAUGCACAAGCUGGUGCACCAUUGGACUAUGUGAUUGUGGUGAAUGGGGAAACCACAGUGACCUUCCCAAAGAUGUGGAACUUGCUUGUGAUAUCUCGCCCAAACACCUGCUUUGACUUUGGAUCUUGGGGAAUUGGCUUGAGAAAGAAAACGCCAAGGCACAAAACGUUUAUCGUUCUGAAUCCCACCGUCAUGGGUCCCUUCCUGCCGAAGUAUUUCAUGGCACAUUGGUCAUCGGCUCUUGUAUCGCUGCUUACCCAGAAGGUUAGAUUGGUAGGCACAAGUAUGAACUGCCCAGAUGGCGUUGGGCGAUCUUUGGUCCAUGUAAUGAGCAUGGUGAUGGCAUUCGACGAAGUUGCCUUGCACAUUGGCAUGGCUGCUGGCAUAUUCGACUGCGCGGCGGACAAGCGCGCUGCCAUGUUUCGUGAGGGUGACUUUGCCCAGCUUUUGCGCAAGUCUGGUUUCAGCGCUGAAGCCUUGCAAGCAAGCCACUCGGGUACAGAAUGGUUCAGGUUACCGAAACACCCGAAACACAGGCCGCCUUCGGGGCCUUCGUCUCAGUGCCCCCAGCUGCCCAACGAUGUCUUCUUUUCAGCCGGCCGCUAUUUUGGCAUGACUGCUCACCCGAUUGAGUUUGUGUUCUAUAAGACCACGCGCCACAUACCUGAAGCGAUGCCUAUUUUGAAGACGCUCUCCUCUCAGACGGCUACCAAAGUUGUAGACCACAAGUUUGUUGCUGUGCUGAGUCAUUCCUUCCAGGCGGAUGGCGCUCCUCGGGCGUUGCUUGACUUGUCCACUCAGUUGGUGUUGAAUGGCUUACAUGUCCAUGCUGUUGGCCCUGAUCAUGGCCCGCUGGAAGCAGAGUAUGCAGACUGGAACAUCACGGCCAGUGUCGUUCCAAAGCUGGCCGCAUUUUGGGUCUCUGAGACAUUCGACUUUACAUUGAUGGACGUCGUCCUAGACAUUUUUGGGGAUCGCGUGCCGGUGUUGGUAAUUUGCAACACAAUUCUUUGGACUCGCGCCAUUCAUCGUUUGCCCAGAACUCGCUCUUCAUAUCCGAUGUUCGUUUGGUUCAUCCAUGAGCACGAGAUCACGGCCAAUGCUCCUGGGCUUUUGCCCAACACGUUCUGGUACGGCAAUCAAUUCUCAGAGCUGGACGUCGCCAGCUGCAAUGACACGGUCUCCAACGCAGAUGCCGUGAUCUUUCCAGCAGACGCCACCAGAGCUUUGUGGUCUUCAUUUGACAGAGGGCAUUUGCACACCUUGUACAACUUUGUGCGUGUGAGUCGCGUGACUUCAGGGGCUGGCUUGACCACUACUGACACUACUGGUGACCUGCGGGGCCUGCGCACCAUUCGGUCAGAGGUUCGAUCAGAAUUUGGCUUCCCUGCUGAUACGUUCAUUAUGUCAGCACUGGGCUCAAUUUGCGAGCGGAAGAACCAACUUAAACUUUUGGAGCCAGGAGUACUGAAACUGUUGAAGGAGAGAUUCUCCAACAACUGGUUGAUCUUGCUGGCUGGCAAGAACCCGAAAGCAGACAGGGUUACUCCGAAGAUGGUCGUCAAAGCUGCCGAAGCCGCUGGCGUGUCGCAGAAUGUUCGAUUGAUCAAGUUCGGCCCCAAAAACUUACGUUACGUGGCGGCUGCUGACCUCCACAUCAGUUUGUCAUGGCUUGAAGUCAGUCCGCUCAACACGCUGGAGGCGAAAGUCCUUGGGAUUCCUGUAUUGAUGACACCAGCAGGUGGGUCGCAUGAGCAGGUGAUUGCCGAUCAAGUCGAUGGUUAUUUGUUGCCAGACUUUGAAACAGCUUCUUUUGUGAAAGCUCUACGCAGAAUCAUUUUCCACCCACAGGCGUUGGCUGAGAUGGGAGAGGUGGGUCGUGCAGGCCGUGCAACUGCUCUAGCCUUGUUCAGCUACCAAGCAGCCGCGCCACGCGUGAAGCUCUUGAUGGAUAAGUUAUUGCUUGGAGCGCCAAGAGCAUCGGCCUCAGUUGCAAUCAUGAUACAGCUCAGCGAUCCGUCUUGGACGGCCAUCUGGCCUUGCGUGCAGCAUAUUUUGGAUGCGCUUCACGCCACCGGUGCCCUAUGCGACAUUUUCUGCAUUUCGCCCAUGGGUGUGGAGGGCAAUCAUGACGCUGCUCGCAACCACGCAGCUGUGCGCUACUUUCUGGCGUGGCAGUCAUCAGGUGUGGCCCUUCAUGCAGGCCUGCUGCUGCAGCAACUUCUCAUGGUUCGGCAGCUGCGGCUACAGCACUCUUUCUUGUUCACACUUCCUUCAGCUCGACUUCACCAGUACAAGCAUCUGAUGACAGAAUCGAUGUGUGGCGAUGUGCAGCGGGUGCAAUCCAUAAUGGAGGCAUUCCGCAACGACGGGAGAAUCAGCAUCGUGGCACCGCCACAGCUGAUGUACACUUUCAGCCCUGCAGAUGCAAAACUGCAUCCGCUGACGCAGCUGAACGUUACAGAAAGCAACUUAUUGUCUAUGAGUAUACUUUGGAAUGUGACAGACAUGAUCCCGGGGUUCGAAGACAAAUGGACAGCCAUUGUGGGGGCCUCAUUUUGGGCACGGUCCAAUCGGCAGGUGUGGCACCAGAUCAUCCAUGCUGCUCCUCGUAUUCUUGCGCACAUGGAGAAGCUUCAAGGUGAGUGUCUCAGAGAUUGCCAACUCGAUGGGGUGGAAGUCCUCUUGCCCACAGCUGCUGGCUUCACUGGCUUGGUAAAACCAGCCUCAGAAGUUGUAGAUGACCACCCCCCGAAUUUCUCCCCCUCGCUGUUCCGCACGCCCCAGAAAAAGCCGCGUCCCUUCGGACGGAACGAAUUGACGAGUCUUACUUUGAAAGCAGGAUCCGGCAUGGUGGCACUAGCGUAG